Fopius arisanus is the source of this 3284-nucleotide messenger RNA. RefSeq lists its product as uncharacterized. The transcript is spliced from 3 exons. Bases 91 to 1929 code for a protein of 612 amino acids. NCBI's taxonomy places the organism in Eukaryota, Metazoa, Arthropoda, Insecta, Hymenoptera, Braconidae. The record is from RefSeq and is a predicted model, not a curated record.
ACCGUGGCAUCAACUAUGAAAAAUUUCUGAGUGAGUGUUUGGCCUUGAGUGUUGUUUUCAAAUAUAAAGUUUUAAUAAAGUGAUUUACCCAUGAUGUUGUCAACACCAACAAGAAUGAACGUUUUUCUCCAACGAAUGCUGAGAAAGAGCGACGACGAGGGUGAAACGGAGACAAUGAUGUUACCUAAUCACCCCCCAACGGAGAAUUCCCCUCGGAAAUCCAAAUGGAUGCGAAAAUUGAGUGGAUCCCCGAUCAAAACCAAGAGCAUCUCCAGGGAAAUGUCUGACCCGAUGGUCCACGGAACCACACCGAUGCCCAUCCAACGAGCAGCUACAUUGCCUACACCCCAGGAAGCCGAGGAUCUGGGAAAAAUAAUUCAAGAGUUUGAGAUAAACUACCUGUCGCCGACGAAGCAGAUGACGCAGCAGGAGGUAGAGACAACUGGUAAAUUCGUUAAAAAAAUGGUAGCAGCGUUUGAGCAAAAAUACAAGAGCCUCAAAGAAUCCGAGACUGAAGCCACCGAGAAGCUCUUAAAACGUCGCAGCUUGCCAGCGGUGUCUGAGCAGCACCAGGAAGCCCGUCACAACUUCUUCAACGAGACAUACGUGAUAAAACCCACAGAGGUUUGCACCACGUACCACGAGGAUAACCUCAACGUCUCCUACAAUCCCCUAGACGAGACCAUAGACAUCAGCAGAAGUUCUUUCACAACUCUAGACCUGAGCAGAACUUCUUUCCUGAUGGACGAGGAACUGUCCUCGACUCCAGUAAAGUCCGAGAAGGCCCCGACCCCAGUAAAACAGGUAUCACCACCUCCAAGAGAUAAUUCAAGAGCUCCAAAAAUUGUGGGCGCCUUCCUGAAGACGCCCAUCGAGGUGGAAGACACAUCGAUCGACUGGAUCCCCAUAACUGGCAAGAAGCUGCCACGAAAGCACUCGUUCAAAAAACUCCUGUCCAUUCUGACAGGUAGAAAAUCUAUCCCCAAGGGCAGCAAGCUCUUCUGCUCCCAAUCCCACACAAAUUUAAGUGAGGAAUCCCCCAAGGAGCACCACGACUCUGGCUACGACGAGAAAUCCUCAUCAACAUCAUCACUCACAUCUCUGGUAUCAUUCUCAGAUAUUCUUCAUCACCAGGAGAAUUAUCUCUCAGACAUCGACAAGAGAACGUCAGUCUCGACAUUUCAUGUCCCCAAGAAGACGGAGGACAAUCCGGAGAUCGGCGAUGAUUUCUCAGAGACAUCGAGUGAGACAUCAAAGAAACUCGUCUUCGAGGAGAUACCGAGAUCCGAGGUGCGUCUCUCUCUGGGUCCAAGUUUUCCCUUGAAAGCCGUUAUCAUGCGACAAGCCAGUGGAUCAAGUCUAGGAUCAGUGGGAUCAAUGACUUCCCUGGCAUCCGGUGAUAUCGAUGAUUUUGAAUUGAACUCUGACGAUACACCAGUAGCUUCACCACUACCCAAACAUCCUUACGUCUCCUCCAAGGACAAUCUUGAUGAGAGUGAUGACUCCUCUCAGGACAUCACUCAGGUCGAGCUGCGACAGCCCUCGUGGAAGUUCCUGGAUAAUACUCUGUACUAUGAUACACCCAGGAGUUAUUUGUCGAGGUCUGAACCGGGAAUGAAUUCAUCGAGGUGGAGCAACUUCGAGGAGGCACACGUUUAUGAUACACCUGUUAUCAAACUACCUCAGAGACCCAAGUCCAGUGUCUAUGAGGAUGCCUUGUCUCUCAAGAGGAGAAAUGUUGGGGCUUAUUCUGGGGGAAGAGCCUCGGAGUAUUAUGGCUUCCAGGAGGACGAGCCUCAUUAUGCCACUGUCAAACCUAGGAAUAUCAAAAUUCUACCGAGCAAAGAUCUACUCAGAUCCAUGGGCGAUCUAUCCUACAACUCCAAGGGAUCGCGUUAUCAAGGAUAUGAUCACCUCCCGAUGUUUUAAUUAAUGAUAAGAGUAAUUGGGACGAGCAGAGUCAAAGGUGAAUAUUCAAUGAAUUUUUAAUCACGAGGAAUAUCGAUUUAUCACGAAAACUGUUGGUUUUGGGAUAAAAUAUCAAAAGCACUUAUUUCUCGGAAAUUUCGUCAACCACAAAAAAGUUUUUUAUCAUUUUUGCAUCAGAUCGAUGGUUCACGAGAUAAUGAGCAAUUACUAUUUUUAUUAUGUCAGUUUAUGGUUUAAGAAUUUAGCUUGCCGUUUUGAUUUGGGGGUGGAUUUAUCUCGAAAACUAUUGGUUAUGAAAAAAACAUGAAGAGGACAUAUUCCCUGGAAAUUUAGUCCCCCACAAAAAAGUUCCUCAAUGUUUCUUCCUCAAACCGAUUGUUCUCGAGAUAAUCAACAAUUACGAAUUUUAUUGCAUCAGUGUAUCUUUUAGGGAUUUAGCCUGGGACUCUUAUUUAUGAAGAUUGACAGUUCUACGCUGUGUUUUUUUUUCUUGAAUGAAAUGAAGAGAUAACUCGGGACAGUCGAGCCACGCGACAAGUCCUUUGAGCCUUAUCGUAUUUUUAAAGGAGAACUAAUCUUUCGUAUUUGAGGGGUCAAAUACUCGAAGUCGAACUGGUGAAUCCAGAGGGAUAAAAAAUCGUGAUACUUUAUACGGGAAAAGACAGGCGCAUUGAUUCGAGGAAUUUAAACUCAAUUUGAGGGAUUCUUGGGGUGUCUGUAAAGUGACACAUCACCAAAGACUAUUUAAUUCAAAUUUAUACCUAUUUUUUGUGAUUUUAUCAGCUCCCAGCGUCUCCAGUAUUUGCAAAUGCGAAUAGUCGAUGAGAUCGCACGAUCCUAGGGAUUAAAAUACAAUUAUUAUUAUUAACAUCAUUGUAAAUAUCUAGGAAAGUGAUAUAAAUUAAUGUAAACAAUUAAUUCAUUCGUCUAAAGCAUUUGGCGUUAAAAAUUUUAUCCUGACUAGAUGCAUUAUGAAUUUUUACGAUCGUAAUCGAAUGUUUUUUUUUUUUUAAUUAUUUUUAAAAUAAUCUGCGGCUGGAGUGAUCAAGAGAUUAAUCAAGUCCUCGAAUGUUUAGAGAUUGUAAUAAUGGGGGGAAAAAUUUACAAGUGUAAGUUAAUUCUCGAUGGAGAAUGAAUAAUGUGACUAUACGAUAUUAAAUAUUGUGCAUAUCAGCGUGAAACAGUAUUGAGCAAUUACUUCCUAAGCAUGUGAUAUAAAAAUAAUUAUUGGAUCCAAUAUUUCAUAAUUAAGCCUGAGAUAUUUUUACAUUACUGCUUAAAAGUACUGUCACUUUACUGUGGCAUUAUCACGAAAUUUUUGAGAAAAUUGGAAAUAUUUUAAUUAUUGUAAGAGC